Messenger RNA from Sinocyclocheilus anshuiensis, 588 nucleotides. Its product is annotated as acanthoscurrin-2-like. NCBI's taxonomy places the organism in Eukaryota, Metazoa, Chordata, Actinopteri, Cypriniformes, Cyprinidae. The transcript has 7 exons. Bases 1 to 588 code for a protein of 195 amino acids. The record is from RefSeq and is a predicted model, not a curated record.
AUGGGGCAGCAGGCACACUUGGUGGGCUUGGAGGCCCAGGCGGAUAUGGACCAGGACCCUUUGGCUAUGGAGGUGGUCCAGGUGGUUAUGGUGGUGGCCCAGGCAGUGCUGGUGGACUUGGAGGGCUUUGGAGGAGCUGGAACAUUGGGUGGGGCUGGAAGAGGAGGCAUUGGUGGAGGUCCUGGAGGACUUGGUGGUGGUCUAGGAGUAGGACCAGGAGGUGCUGGAGGCAUUGGUGGUGGUCUAGGAGUUGGACCAGGAGGUAUUGGAGGUCCUGGAGGAGUUGGAGGACUGGGUGGAGGUGCCAGAUAUCCAGGUGGUGGCCUGGGAGCUGGAGCUGGGAAACCUGGGAAAUCAGGGUAUGGAGGUUUGGGUGCAGCUGGAGGCAUGGGAGGUGUUGGAAGCCCACUAGGAACCGGUGGAGGCUUUGGCACAGGUGCACUGGGUGGUCAAGGCUAUCAGCCAGGUUAUGGUGGCACUGGUGCAGGGGGACCUGGAAGUGCUCCACUUACACCUCAGCAAUCAAAAGCAGCCAAAUAUGCAGCUCUUCAAGGCUUUCUAGGUGCAGGAGGCUACAGAGGUACUUAA